CCCAUUCCAAGCAUCCUUCUCUCCAUUACUCAUAUACUCUCCUCCUACCAGAACUUUUCACAAACACAUAGACAUCAAACACAUUAAUUCGAAAAGUUUCUUUUUUUUCUGCACAAUGGCUAGACAGCAACAACGGUACCGCGGCGUCCGUCAAAGGCAUUGGGGCUCUUGGGUAUCUGAAAUCCGCCACCCUCUACUGAAGACUAGAAUAUGGCUAGGCACAUUCGAAACGGCGGAGGAUGCAGCGCGAGCCUACGACGAGGCAGCAAGACUAAUGUGUGGACCAAAAGCACGCACAAAUUUUCCAUACAACCCUAAUGAGCCACAAUCAUCUUCUUCAAAGCUUCUAUCUGCAACUCUUGCAGCUAAGCUACAUAAAUGUCACAUGGCAUCUUUACAAGUGACCAAAAAUAAAAAUGUCAAUAAACAAACACAUAAUGAUCAAGCACAAUAUUGUAAACCAUUUGACACUAGCAAUGGCAUUGCCGGAAAAAGUAUAGAAACCAGCUUUUCUUGGCCGGAGGGGGACUGGGUUGGCGAGGAAAGCCAAGUUGGGAAUAGCCAAGGGCAAGAAUUUAAGGCACUUGAAGAUCAUCAUAUAGAGCAAAUGAUCGAAGAGUUGAUUGAUUAUGGCUCUAUGGAGUUUUGUUCUGCUUCUUCAACAUAAAGGCUUUUUAAUUAGAAAGAGUAAUAAUGUAGCAAUCUUGAUGGUCUAUUUGGUAAUGAAACUUUUUUAAUUGUUAUCAA
Jatropha curcas is the source of this 747-nucleotide messenger RNA. Its product is annotated as ethylene-responsive transcription factor ERF003. The record is from RefSeq and is a predicted model, not a curated record. Gene Ontology annotation, molecular function: DNA-binding transcription factor activity; DNA binding. Lineage: Eukaryota; Viridiplantae; Streptophyta; Magnoliopsida; Malpighiales; Euphorbiaceae. Gene Ontology annotation, biological process: regulation of DNA-templated transcription.